Hyalella azteca is the source of this 1086-nucleotide messenger RNA. RefSeq lists its product as uncharacterized. Bases 72 to 806 code for a protein of 244 amino acids. The record is from RefSeq and is a predicted model, not a curated record. Lineage: Eukaryota; Metazoa; Arthropoda; Malacostraca; Amphipoda; Hyalellidae. The transcript has 6 exons.
UCAGAAUCGUUAGUAACUCUCCCACCUUGCUUCUACAAAGUUUAAGUUUUUAUAGCGGCCAACUCUGUAGAAUGAAAAUACUAACUGUUUUCUUAAUUUACAUAUUAAGUGCAACUGCAACCACUCUAGGUGAUGCAGGAAAGGGAAAAGCUGGGGACUUUCGGUACCUGACUGGGUAUACUGGCACCGAUUGGUCUGGGGCCUCCUACGAGUUCACGGAUUACGCUCCCGACCUGAGUGUGGUUCUAAUGAACAAUGCCAUCAACAGCAGCUGCUCUACUGGACUUUGGAUUGCCUACGACAACGUCAACUUCAACCCGAAUCUCACUGGCGGCAUCUGUAGCAUUAUUGCCGUGGAUGACUGUAAAAAAUGGGCCGGCCCAUGCCAGAAAAUGGCAUCCUCGCUCAGAUACGCUGGAAGCGAAUUCGGACUGAAUGACAACUUUUACAAUUUGUACGAGGGUAACUCUUUUCACGGCGCUGAAUUCAAAGGUAACAUCAAUGCUGCAUACUUGGACAAUUUGGAUCUGGCCGUUUCAUCCCUGAUUAUAACUGGACAGUCUGGAUGGACGUUCUACACAGGAGUUGAUUUCACCGACGCUUCCGUGUGCGUUUACGCUGACGAAAUGGUCAGCAACGGCGGAGUAGUACUCAACUACGCACGUGUUUAUUCGAUGGACGAGCUCGGCCUGCCAGACAACUCCAUCAGGUCAGUGUCGCGCGGCUGCGCCAGCGACCGCAUUGUGGGGACCCCGCCCCAGGCUGGCGUUGAGAGGCUCCCAGCCGCGGCGUCACCUGCUAAUUAACGGAUGAAUGCAUUCCCGGGGAAGGCAUUCCUGGCGAAGGCAUUCGUGGCGCUCUGGAACUGCAUAAUGGAAUUUGACGUUAACUUAGCUGCUGCUAUAUCAUAUUUUUCACUUGAAAGAAGUGAUAAUUAAAUAUAGAGGGUAACAACUAGCCAAAUAAUAUUCUGCUGAUUUAUUCGACGUGUAAAGAUUUGUAACAUACCUAAAAUUAAUAUAAAUAAAAGUUACCCGAACUGCUACCUGAGGUUAUGUUAUUUCAAUUAAUUUUUUUGCUCCUUCA